This is a messenger RNA of Heterocephalus glaber (naked mole-rat), 1157 nucleotides long. Lineage: Eukaryota; Metazoa; Chordata; Mammalia; Rodentia; Bathyergidae. The record is from RefSeq and is a predicted model, not a curated record.
GGCCCGAGUCGGGGCGGUCGCGGGCGCAGCGUCCGGCCGGGUGGGAAGGGGCUUCCCGGCCGCCACCUCCGCCCGCCUCUCUGCUGUCAGCGAGGCGCGGGGCAAGGAGGGCCUGCGGCCCCACGGUCAGUGAGGAGGCCUCGCCGGGCGCCAGGAAAUAUUAGGAAGACGUGCUUUUCAAAGCUAAUUAUGAAGACAUUUGUCAUUGGAAUCGGCGGAGUGACAAAUGGUGGAAAGACAACACUGGCUAAAAAUUUGCAGAAACACCUCACAAACUGUAGUGUCAUAUCUCAAGAUGACUUCUUCAAGCCAGAAUCUGAGAUAGAGAAAGAUAAAAAUGGAUUUUUACAGUACGAUGUGCUUGAAGCACUUAACAUGGAAAAAAUGAUGGCAGCCAUUUCCUGCUGGAUGGAGAAUCCAGGACACUGUCUGGGAUCAACUGGCAGCAGGACAGAGGAAAUUCCCAUUUUAAUCAUCGAAGGUUUUCUUCUGUUUAAUUAUAAGCCCCUUGACACUAUAUGGAAUAGAAGCUAUUUCCUGACCAUCCCAUACGAAGAGUGUAAGAGGAGAAGGAGUACGAGAGUCUACGAGCCCCCAGACCCCCCUGGGUACUUUGAUGGGCACGUGUGGCCCAUGUACCUGAAGCACAGGCGAGAGAUGGACAGCGUCACCUGUGAGGUUGUGUACCUGGAUGGAACCAGAUCUGAGGAAGACCUCUUUUUACAAGUAUACGAAGAUCUUACACAAGAGCUAGCAAACCAAAGUGCAAGUACUAUGGUAGCAAAUGGGAUGGUGAAGAACGGAGAGGCAGGAAAAUAGUUCAUCAGAUGUGCAGGAAUGGUACACCGAGGGGAUUGUAUUCAUUCCCUCUUUGCUUUGAGGAUAAUUCAGAAGCAGAAAUUUAGCGUGGGUGUGAAGACCUGAUUCUUUUGUCAGGAUGUUUUUAGGCGUGAAAAUAUUUACCCUUCAUAUUCUCUCUCUCUCUCUCUCUCUCUCUCUCUCUCUCCCCCCCCUCCCUCUCCCUUCCUCCCUCCUCUGUUAUAUCUCUUAAUGAUAUUUAUGUUAUUUAGUUUAAAAUUUUGGUAAAUGGCUGUCCCAAUGAGACUGAUAUUAUCCUAUUAGAAGAGUGAAAUUAAAAUGCUGAUGAUUUUAAUACA